ACCAGAACCUUCCGUUCCUCUGCUGUCGCCAGCAACGCCGUCUACGGUUCCCCAAAGACCGGUCCUUACUCCAACUUGCCAUUCAAGGUCAAGGACAGAAAGAUUCCUUUCGGUUUGUUCUACUGGUCCAUCACGGGUCUCUUCUUUGCCUUCCCAUUCUUGUCCACCUACUGGCACAUGAAGAAGGCUGGUUCUUUU
Molecule: messenger RNA, 198 nt
Organism: Suhomyces tanzawaensis NRRL Y-17324
Lineage: Eukaryota; Fungi; Ascomycota; Pichiomycetes; Serinales; Debaryomycetaceae
Gene: COX8
Product: cytochrome c oxidase subunit VIII
Exons: 1
Biological process (GO): mitochondrial electron transport, cytochrome c to oxygen
Source: RefSeq, a predicted model, not a curated record